CACCAGAAGAGGGAAGAAUGCCUGCCACCCGGGGAAAGUCCAGGGCCUCGGCCCCGGUGACCUUUGGGGACUUGGCCAUCUACUUCUCCCAGGAGGAGUGGGAAUGGCUGAACCCCAUUCAGAAGCUUCUGUACCAAAACGUCAUGUUGGAGAACUACCAGAACCUGGUGUCCCUCGGACUUUCCGGCCGGAAGCCCAACGUGAUUGCUUUGCUGCAGAAAGGGCAGGCGCCCUGGCUGGGGGAGACGUCCUCGCAAAGACGCCGCCGUGCCGACUCAGGGUCUACAUCUAAGGCAAAGAAGUCAGCCCAAAAUCAGAGCAGCAAAGCUGGGCAAAGCAUUCAUCAGAAAAAGAAAGUUUCCAUAAGAAAGAAGGGCUACAUCAUUUCGAUCAUAAUAAAAUCUGCGAAAGGACGUCCGGAGAAGAAAUCUUUAAAGUGUAGUGACUGUGAGAAAACCUUCAAUUGGAGCUUAUCUCUCCAACUUCAUCAGAUCACCCACACUAGGGAGAAGCCUUAUGAGUGCAGUGAUUGUAAGAAAGCUUUCAAGCGAAUCUCUUCCCUCCUCCUUCACCAGAGAGUUCACAGGGGGAAGACAAGUUAUGAUUGUGGCAAAUGUGGGAGGCACUUCAAUCAAAGGGCAACCCUUCAUCUGCAUGAGAAAAUUCGUCACGGAAAGGAAACCUCAGAUUGUGGGAAGGCAGUCAGCCAAUGCCCAUCUCUCAGCAUUGCUCGUAAAAUUCACAUUGUUGAGAAGGCUCACCAGUGCAAAACAUGCGGGAAAGCGUUUAAUCGGAUGUCAUCAGUUUUACUUCAUAAGAAAAUCCACAAUAGAAAGAAAAUCCACAAAUGCCGUCAAUGUGGGAAACGUUUCAGAAAGAAGUCAGCCCUUCUUAACCACAAGAGAAGUCAUACUGGAAAGAAAACCCUUAAAAGUAAGAAAGCCUUAAGUGAGAGCCGAAAGCAGAAGGGGCUCUCUUUAGAGAAUCCCUACAAAUGCAGAAAGUGUUUGAAAUCCUUUUGUAAGAUUUCAUCGCUUCUGCUUCAUCAGAGAGUUCAUGCUUCAGAGAAAUCCAACAAAUGUGACAAAUGUGAGAAGGUCUUCGAGCGGCUCUCAGGCUUUAUUCUGCAUCUGAAAAUUCAUAGCGAGAAAAUAUACAAGUGCAAUAAAUGUGAUAAGAUCUGCACCCGGCAUACGGCCCUCAUUCAACACCAGAAAGUUCAUGCGAAGAAAAAGAAACGAAUUGAAUGUAAGGAAUGUGGGAAGAUGUUUUCUGGAAUGGCAAAUCUUAAAAUACAUCAAAAUAUUCAUUCUGAAGAGAAACCUUUCAAAUGCAAUAAAUGCAGUAAGGUUUUUGGCCGCCAAUCAUUUCUGAUUGAGCAUCAGAGAAUUCAUACUGGAGAAAAACCCUACCACUGUGAGGAAUGUGGGAAAGCUUUCAGCCACCGAAUAUCCCUCACUCGACACAAGAGGAUUCACUCUGAAGAUAGACCCUAUGAAUGUGAUCAAUGUGGGAAAGCCUUCAGCCAGAGCGCACACCUUGCCCAGCACGAAAGAAUUCACACUGGAGAGAAACCGUACACAUGCAAAACAUGUGGGAAAGCCUUUAGUCAGCGUACAUCCCUUAUUCUGCAUGAAAGAAGUCACACGGGGGAGAAACCCUAUGAAUGUCCGGAGUGUGGCAAGGCAUUUAGCAGUGGCUCAGAUCUCAUCCGCCAUCAGAGAAGUCAUUCUUCGGAGAAACCCUAUGAAUGUAGUAAAUGUGGGAAGGCGUAUAGUCGGAGCUCGUCCCUUAUUCGACAUCAGAAUUCACACUCUGAAGAAAAAGCCUAGGCUGUUUUAAAUCUGUGAAAUUGAAGGCUGAGGAUACCCCCCCCCCCCCAAGAAGCAGGGAUCGAGGCAAGGGAAAAGUGUAGUUACAACAAAUGUUUGUGCGUACGGGAUCAUCUCAUAAGUGCCCUGCUUUGAAAGUGCAGAUGUGACUGGUGACUCUUGACCUGAUGAUUUGAAAUCAGCUGACCUCAUCACAGAUUUUCAGUCUCAAAGUAGCAUGUUGGUGGGAUUAGAUCAGUCAUUGUGAUGGAAAAGCCUUCUUUGUUCGAUAAAAAAAAAAUUACUAAUGUUCUCUUUCCAGUGUCGUUUAAAAGCUAUUUCAUUGGUUGUGUCCAACAAAGUGGAAUUGUGAUAUCAUUCUUGCAUACGGGGCUUUGAGGCUAACUUUUAGCGUCACAUGAAGAGAAUUUGCAUCUGUUCCUCAGAACCUUGUUAGGUGCUGUCGAGUCAGUUCUGACCCAUAGUAACCCUGUGUCCCACAGAAGGAAGCACUGCCGGCCCUAC
Messenger RNA from Echinops telfairi (small Madagascar hedgehog), 2336 nucleotides. RefSeq names its product zinc finger protein 667 (gene ZNF667). The record is from RefSeq and is a predicted model, not a curated record. Gene Ontology annotation, molecular function: DNA-binding transcription repressor activity, RNA polymerase II-specific. The transcript has 4 exons. Gene Ontology annotation, biological process: negative regulation of transcription by RNA polymerase II. NCBI's taxonomy places the organism in Eukaryota, Metazoa, Chordata, Mammalia, Afrosoricida, Tenrecidae. Bases 18 to 1832 code for a protein of 604 amino acids.